Molecule: messenger RNA, 1206 nt
Organism: Didymodactylos carnosus
Lineage: Eukaryota; Metazoa; Rotifera; Eurotatoria; Philodinida; Philodinidae
Source: the annotation of a GenBank genome assembly
AUGUCUUCACCACUAUCUUCGUAUCGAUCUCAUCAUAAUCAUUCAAGACAAACUUUAUCAAAUUCUUCUACAAAAUUGUAUAUUGGUCGUUUGAAUCCAGCUACGACAAGUCAUGAUCUUGAAAAUUAUUGUUCAAAAUUUGGUGAAAUUGUUAGUAGUGUAGUGUUAGCAUAUGAGAAUGGAUUAUCACGAUUGUAUGGAUUUGUGACAUUUAAACGUAAAUCAUCGGCUGAAAAAAUGCUUGUUGCACAUCGACAACAUCCACUUGUUAUUGAUAAUUAUCAUGUUGUUAUUGAAAAACGUAUAACAACAAAACCAGAAUCAACUGCAGUUUAUCAACCACGACAACAGAAAUUAUCAAAACAAAAUUUAAUUCAUAAAAUUUAUGUUGAUGGUUUAAUUAAUGAUGAAAAUGAAUUGUUAACAUAUUUUACGAGUAAAUAUGUUAAACCGUGUGGUAGUAAAAUAAUAAUAAAAAAUGGAGUUAAAGUUGGAGCUUAUUUAACAUUUGAUAGAAAGAAUGAUGUUGAAAAAAUACUACGUGAUCAACAUUAUUUACAUGGUCAACAUUUAAUAGUUUCUAUUUCAUCAAAUGAUAAUGAAAUUAAUGUAAAACAAGAACAAGAGCAACAAUUCACAAUUUCGCCACCAAAUAAACGUCAAAAACGAGAUGAUGAACAAACGACACAAUCUCAAAAAUUACUUGUAGAAAAUGUGUAUGAUCAUCCAUUCGAAUGGUAUUUAAAUGGUCUCAGUUAUAAGAGUCAACAUUUAUUGAAUGAAAAUGAACGUUUAUAUAAAGAUAAUAAUGAAAAACUAGUUGAAAUCAAUUUGUUAAAAGAAAAACAAUCGAAACUAGAUCGAUUAGAAGAUGAAAAAAGAGAAUUAAUUAUUUCUCUAAAUACAUCUCAACAAGCUCUUCAACAAUUGACAGAUACUUUUAAACAAAAUGAAAAUAAAUUACUUGAAUUGGAUGAAAAUCGAGAUAAAAUAAAAUUAGAUUAUGAAAUUCAAAUUAAAAAACUAAACAUUAUACUACAGCAGUAUAAACAUGAGAAUAAAAAUUUAGUUGAUAGAACAAAACUAUUGGAUGUACAAAAUCAACAAUUAACAACACAAUAUGAAGAAUGUGAAAAAUUACGAAAACAACAACAAAUUGAUAUUGAAUCAUUUUUUACCAUAUUAAAAAAAAUUGAAGCUGAAUGA